AUGACGGAGAUAGAAUGGAUUUCGAAGCCUAUGGAAUAUGGAACUGUAAAAUUUACAUGCCUAGAAGAAGCUGUAGAACAUCCUCUGAAACCAGUUGUGGUCACUCUGAUCGAUGGACGCAGCGCAGUUAGACGCAAUGUAUUGCGCAGUACAAGCACAGGUUCUUCCACUGGAACACCGACGCCGACGCAUACACCAAUCCCUGCAAAUCCACUUAGUGAUCCACUGCUGAGCCAUUCCUCUUUGGAUGGCUCUGAUCCCCUUACACAGUUUGCUCGUGAAGAACUGGAUCCUCUUUCCAAAAUGGCCGCGGAUGAAUGGGAUUAUUCUUGUAAUGUUGCACUGGCCAAUAAAAAGCUGAAGGACACGGCGGAAGAAUUGGUAGAGCCCUGGUCUAUCAGACGUUCUGCCAUACUCAGCAAAUAUACAACUUCCGAAAAACUAUCAAUCGUUACCAGCUUUCUACCAGGUGGAGAAAAAGUUGUAGUAAAAGUUCAGCCAAGCGGUCCAAUGGUCGACAAAGUGAAGACACGGCUCGAGCAGUUGGACGACUUCGAGGAAGGCUCUGUUAGACAAAUGCUGGACCUGUCGCAACAGCAAUACACCGCGCGAAUCGAGCAGCUGAACAACGAACUGGUACAGGCGUGGCAUUCCGACCAAAGAGUGAAGGCUCUGAAAAUAGCCAUUCAGUGUGCCAAAUUAUUAGUAGAUACGUCUGUAAUGGCUUUUUACCCAAGCAAGUUUGUUCUCAUCACAGAUAUCUUGGAUAUCUUUGGGAAGCUUGUUUACGAGAGAUUGAAAAUGAAGGCGGAAUACUACAAACCGGGGAGCAAAGUACCCACGAGUUUGCCCGAUAAUUUCACACCCGACAUGGUUCCGGAGAACGCGAAGGAGACGUGUCGGAAUUGGUUUUACAAGAUAGCCUCUAUACGCGAACUGGUGCCGCGUCUCUAUGUAGAAAUGGCGAUAAUAAAGUCGUACAGUUUCCUAACGACAAGCGAAUUUAAUACCGCUCUAUUACGUAUAACUCGUAUGAUAAGAGGAAUCGGGAACCCGUUGAUCGCGGUUUACGCGCGCUGCUACUUAUGCCGCGUGGGAUUGGCGUUGAACAAAACGUCGGAUUUUGAAUUCGUAAGGGAGAACCUGUACGACUUUCUCUUCACGUACCAGCAGCUGUUCGGUGCUGCUGUGAGGCACGACUUAGCGAAGCAAAACGUCAUCCUGCACUCGUAUCUGAAUCUUUACUCGCCGGCUUUGGACUGGAUCGUGCAAGUCUUGGUGGCAACGUCGCCCGAGAGUCUCCUCGAAGAAGUCCUGUCUCGGUGUAAAAAACAAGAAAACGGAUCGUUAUUGUUAAAUACCGUGCUGACUGCGUUCAAGCCAACGUACAUCGCCGCACGCGCCAUGGACUUCGUGAAUCUGAUAGUGGCGAGCGAAGACGACGGAUAUCCUCAGUAUCUCCUGUAUCGCAGCUUGGGCGAGUGUCUCGUGCGAGAGUCCCCGCCGAAAGAGGAUUGCCAGUCGGUGCUCAAUGUGAUAUGGAAAUACGUGACCGAGCUCACAGAUCCCAACAAAUUCAUGCAUUGCGUCGAGAUCUGGAUUCAGUUCACCGUCAUACACUUUUCCGUGAACGAGCUCAAUCUGUUCUUCGGCAAAAUCAUAGACCGUUUGCGACCGAACAAAGCCUUCGAGAGCUAUUAUCCGCAAUUGCAGAAUAUCGUUGAGAAGAUAGUCACCCACACGCAGGACUUCGAGUCACUUCUUGCCGUGGACAAUUUUCUGCCGUUAAUAGAUCUGUUUCAUAAAGAAAGCAUCAAAGUCGAGGUUUGUAAGACUGUUAUAGAAGGACUGAGCGCGCAAAAUGGGCCCAUUACGGACCCCAUUAUUAUAAACGCUUUAAUGUUCAUCGCUAGGAUUAUGCACGACUCCGUUAGUGCCCUAACUGUCGAAGAUGAGAAACGACAAAUCGGCCAGUUGAUAUGUGGCCUCGUGCAACGAGUGGAUUACGGGCGUGAUUUUGAAAAGCAGCUGAGCUUCUACGCCGAAGCCAGAGCAGCGUUUCCCAAUCUCGAUAGUGUUCAUAUACAACUUGUACAGUGUGUAAAUAGAUUGUCAGUGGACACAAGGAAGAUCGUGCGCGGCCAUCACACGAGGAGAACGUCGGCGUUCGUGCGCGCCUGCGCCGCAUUCUGCUUCAUCACGAUCCCGUCGUUGACUCUGGUCCACACGCGCCUUCAGUUGUAUUUGUUGUCCGGGCAGGUGGCUCUCUUGAAUCAGUGCCUGGGCCAGGCCGACGCCUGCUUCAAAGCGGCUCUGAGCUUAGUCCCGGAGAUGCCGAAGACCAUCGACAUCGACGGCCGGCAGAAGAGCUCUCAGCCGUAUCUGCUCUCGUACCUGUCGAAUUUCCUGUCGACCUUGCUGGUGGUGCCGGACAGCCCGGAGCACGGUGUCUUGUAUCUGAUGAGAGGCUUGCUUAACGCGGUGCAACGUUGUUUCGAAGAGAACACUUCGACCAAGUCAUAUCUGUAUUUGCGUGUGCUCGACCUGCUGUCGACGGUCGCGCAGGAGAAUUAUCCCUACCAUAUCGAUAAGGUCGACUCAAACGACAAGCUGUACGGGUCCGAUCAGAAGUUCAUCGGCGAGGUCAACAAGAUUUGCUCCAAGAUCGUGGAGGAAAUUUUGAGCCACCUCAAGUACCUCGGAUCCACCGAUCAGUUCGACAAGCAGUCGGCCCUGGCGCUCGAGUUGUUCAACUGUUUCAUCAUCCGCGCGGAUCUGCGGGAGCCCGCGCUGGCGAAUAUGGCUGUAAAUCUGUGGAACUUGUCGCAACGCCACGGCUCGGUGGACCCGAAAGUGACGAUGAGGACGAAGGCUUACAUGAUACGAAAGAGUCAUCAUCGCGAGUACGAGCAUUUUGCCGAUAUACUUAAGAAGAUGUCUAGGUGAAUAAUGAUAACCUAUGUCGUCUAGGAGACGUUUCGAUAACGUCGUCGGGACACACAGUCUCGAUGCGUUUCAAUUCACUUUUAUUAUCGGCAGUCCCCCCCGGAAGACAUUUCGUGAUCAUGCAAUAAACUUUCCCACUGUAUUGAUCGAACCAGCGGCAUGAACAAAUUCGAAUAUAGGUUCAUUGUCUCAGUUAACUCGAACGCGAGAAGUCAACGAAUGCGCAAGGUAAAUCACGUACCUUUACAUCAUAUUCCAUUCUUUUUUCUAAUAUAACGAAUGCUGUUCCAAAUACGGAAUGUAUGACUAAACGUAAGAAUUUGUACUCUAUCAUAUAAUAAUGCAAUAAAAAUAUCAAUGUUAUAUA
Messenger RNA from Dinoponera quadriceps, 3313 nucleotides. RefSeq names its product UPF0505 protein C16orf62 homolog. Gene Ontology annotation, biological process: endocytic recycling. The coding region runs from base 1 to 2946 and encodes 981 amino acids. The record is from RefSeq and is a predicted model, not a curated record. Gene Ontology annotation, cellular component: endosome. The transcript is spliced from 18 exons. Lineage: Eukaryota; Metazoa; Arthropoda; Insecta; Hymenoptera; Formicidae.